AGCCCAACCUUAAUCCUGAGCAGAGAAGUGUUUCUGCGUCCUCCAGCAGCAGCAGUCAGGUGUGGUUCUUCCUUCAUGGAAUCUCACACUAAAACAGGGAAAGUUUUCCUUCAGCCGCGCAAACCCAACAAAAAAUGGAAACCAGUUUGGCUGUCUCUGUUCCCUCACAGCAGCUGUGGAGUGGGUCGACUGGAGAUCAGGGACCUGGGAGGAGGCGGUGAUCACAGUCCUGGAGUCCAGAAGCGCCACCAGAUUCACGGGGACAGGAAGAUGAAGGUGAUCCGACUGUCGGAGCUGAUGACAGUUCUUAGGCUGCCCCCGAACGCUGAGGCCUGUCCAAUGGAGAAUAUGUCUGCAUUUUGUGUGGAGACCCAGGACAGAACAUUGGUGUUUGCUGCUCUCAAGGAUGACUGUGUGGAGUGGGUGGACAAACUGUGUCAAAGCAGCUUCCAGAGAGAAAAAAGUUCAGGAUCCAGUCAGGUCCACAUGGAGGAGAACCAGAUUUAUGCCUCAGCAGAUGAAGCCCCUCAGUUCUGGGUGGUGAUUCAGAAGACCGAUGCAGCGACCCGAUGUGGCCUGCAGGGGUCAUACUGGCUGCAGGUGGAACAACAGUCGCUGCUGCUGAGAGAUGCCAAGAAGAAGACUGUUAUGGAGUGGCCGUAUGAACUACUGAGGCGAUAUGGAAGCAAUAAGGUGGCUUUUAAUAUUGAAGCAGGUCGGCGCUGUGAAUCCGGUUCUGGAACCUUCUCCUUUGAGACCCAGCAGGCAGAGAAAAUCUUCUCCCUGAUUCAGAGCAACAUCAAACGAAAAUCUACAUUUGCUGCUUCUGGACACCAAAACCUGGACAUUGAGAAAGUUUCUGUGACCACCAUUCAGGCUUAUUUCCCUCUUCCCAAAAUCCCUGACAUGACCCACAUGUCUGCCACCAUGGAGAACAAACUCAGAAUGCAGGACAGGAGAUCUCCUGUGUUUGACGACAUGGCAAAGAGUCAAGAAGAUUCAUCUGGUCCAUCAGAAGGUGCUCCUGCUCCGAUCACCUUGAUGCCACUCCCAUCGGUUCCUAUGCAUGACAACAGCUUUGGAGAUAAACACAGCAGCCAUUCAGACCCGAUAUAUGCUUAUCCUAAAGAUUACGUCUCAUCUGUUGUAAUAUCCAAACCAAUCAAAGCUCAGUAUAUUGACCCGGCGAGUGUUCUUCCUCUGAAACCACCAUGUUCACAGGAACCUGACGCUACUCUUCCCACCACUUCAGAUUCAAUUCCCCACCCUAAUGCAGAUGUUCUGGAUUCAGUUUACUCAGAGGUUUACGAUAAAAUCAGUCCACACCAGAACAAACGACCCAUUCUGCAGAAGACAGCAAAAACGGCUGAUGAACCCAUUUACUUUGAGCCUGUCACCAGAACAGAUUCAGAGUGCCAAAAGACUGAACCCAAACCCGAUCCAUUCACCCACCUUUACGCUCAAGUCUGCAAAGCGACAACUUUAAGUAAAAACUCAGCGGCGUCUGUCACCACAUCGGCUUCUUCCUCAACCAAAUCCAGAGAGGAACCUCUCGGUGAUGUCGUCUAUGAAAACCUGGGCAUCAUUUAAAUCAGCUCUUCGCUAACUGUCACCACUAAAACUGAAAUCUGUUUCUUUCCAAAACAACUUAGAACUUCUCCCUUACUGGCUUUGAGUUCAGAAAACCCUUCGGAUGAAGAGUGAAUCGUCUUCAAUUACAGGAACUGAAGCCCAGUUGCUUCGUUUUUUUCACCUUUUUGGGAUUUGUUUGGUACUAUGCUUUGUGUAAGUAGAGUUUAACUAAACCGCUUUAAUUCAACUGUGUAAAAUUUUAUAUAAACAUUUACUGUAUAUCUGACUGUCUCACCAGUCGACAUUUAACAUGCAUUGUUCAUCUUUAAUGCAUUAAAUAUUUUAAUUUGAA
Molecule: messenger RNA, 1924 nt
Organism: Girardinichthys multiradiatus
Lineage: Eukaryota; Metazoa; Chordata; Actinopteri; Cyprinodontiformes; Goodeidae
Gene: dok1a
Product: docking protein 1a
Exons: 7
Coding region: 76-1590 (504 amino acids)
Biological process (GO): cell surface receptor protein tyrosine kinase signaling pathway; positive regulation of MAPK cascade
Cellular component (GO): cytoplasm
Source: RefSeq, a predicted model, not a curated record